GGACGCUCUGGAGCCUCACCAGGGCUCUGGUACCUUCUCCUCUUUGCUCCAGACCCACUUGGGGCCCAGUGAAGAGACUGGGACUUGGCCCUGCCCUACUGUCCUCCCGCACAGGAGAGGGGGACGGGCUCUGCGAAGGACGGCCCAGUGGGGAGAGGCCACGGGUCUCACCCGGAAGUGCCCUUGGAGGCCGCCUGUGGUUUCCUCGGGACCAUCUGCCAGUGCCCACUCCGGGCCUGCCCACCUCUGGUCGGGAGGCCACAGACCGGGGUGGCUGGGGAGAAAGAGAAGUCACGUGCGGGCCUCCUGCUCCCCACCCUUCCUCUCCCUGAGUGGCUCACAGCAAGGUUUUUUUGUGGUUUGUUUUUUUUUUUUUUUUUUUUUUGGUGGCCCAACUUGGACUUGGGACAGAAGGGGAACCCCAGCCCCCGGCCGGGGAGGAACAGAGGGAGCAGAGCCCGUCCAGCCGGGCAGCGAGGGAAGGCAGUUUCCGAGCCAGCGACCGGGGCCGGAGGACCACGGGCCAGGUUCGCGGGCUCUGGCAGGUGUCGUGCUCUUGGGACUCUGGGCAGUUCUUGGCUCCCCAGACCCUCGUCAUUUCCUUCCGUAGCCUCGGGGGUGACGGGCCCCCUGUGUGGUGGUUAGAAGGGAGAGACUGAGAAAACCAGAGCGGAUGGUUGAGCUGUGGUGGGAGCUGCUGGGACACACCCUUCCUCGGAGACAAGCUAAAGACGCCCCACAUCCACAACGGGGUCAUCGCCGUCUUCCAGCGCAAGGGGCUGCCUGACCAGGAGCUCUUCAGCCUCAACGAAGGCGUCCGGCAACUCCUGAAGACAGAGCUGGGGUCGUUCUUCACCGAGUACCUGCAGAACCAGCUGCUGACGAAAGGCAUGGUGAUCCUGCGGGACAAGAUCCGCUUCUAUGAGGGACAGAAACUGCUGGACUCGCUGGCAGAGACGUGGGACUUCUUCUUCAGUGACGUGCUGCCCACACUGCAGGCCAUCUUCUACCCAGUGCAGGGCAAGGAGCCGUCCGUGCGCCAGCUCGCCCUGCUGCACUUCCGGAACGCCAUCACCCUGAGCGUGAAGCUGGAGGAUGCCCUGGCCCGCACCCAUGCCCGUGUGCCCCCCGCCAUCGUGCAGAUGCUGCUGGUGCUGCAGGGAGUGCAUGAGUCCCGGGGCGUGACCAAGGACUACUUGCGCCUAGAGACACUGAUCCAGAAGGUGGUGUCGCCCUACCUGGGCACCUACGGCCUCUACUCCAGCGAGGGCCCGUUCACGCAUUCCUGCAUCCUGGAGAAGCACUUUUUGCGCCGCUCCCGCUCAGGGGAUGUGCUGGCCAAGAACCCAGUGGUGCGCUCCAAGAGCUACAACACCCCGCUGCUGAACCCCGUGGCCGAGCACGAGGCCGAAGGAGCAGCCGCCGGCGGCCCCGGCAUCCGCAGACACUCCGUCUCGGAGAUGACAUCCUGCCCGGAGCCCCAGGGCUUCUCCGACACACCUGGCCAGGCUCCCCCUGGGGCCUUGAGAUCCUCUGUCGGCCCCCAGUCGGGGCCCUGCCCCAGCAGACUGUACCCCCCUGCCCAGCCCCCCGAGCCUGGCCCAGGCGCGGCCCACCCCUCCCCACCCUCCUCCAGUCCAGAGAACCUGGUGGACCAGAUCUUGGAGUCCGUGGACUCAGAUUCAGAAGGGAUCUUCAUUGACUUUGGCCGGGGCCGGGGCCCGGGCGCAUCGGAGUUUGAGGGGGCCGGGGGUCGGCGGAGCAUCGUGUGAGGGCCUUGCGUUUCUGUUGACCCAUGUGUGCCUGGGGGGUACGUGUGUGCAAGAGUUUUUUUACUCGGUCCCGGCCAGUCGGCUGUGGGUCCCGGCCACUGUGCCAUUCCGGAGUCUUCGUUGGAGAAAGCUUCACCUCCCAAGCCCCUGGCCCUGCUCCUUUCGGGGCACGUGUUGGCCGCUCCAGUGGCCUCAUGUGGGUCACCAGGCGCACCGGUCCGCCCUGUGUGCACGGAGCAGACCUGGCCACCACCCCCAGCCUGCCCCAGCCCGCCAGCGUCCGCACCCACGGAGACAGCGCUGUGGCCCAGCCAGGCUUCCGGAACGAUUCCCAGAGCAAGGGGGGUCGGUAGCAGACCCGCCUUCCCCCUUCCCACUCACCUGAGGCCACAGCAUGUCCUGUGGGCUCCUGUCCCAGACGCUCACACAGGCUGUCCUCACUCGGGGCAGCCACGGGCAGGAAGAGGAUGGAAUAAAGGUGUCUGCCCCAA
Neogale vison (American mink) is the source of this 2263-nucleotide messenger RNA. It is a transcript of the gene PRR5, whose product is annotated as proline rich 5. Gene Ontology annotation, biological process: TORC2 signaling. The coding region runs from base 891 to 1772 and encodes 293 amino acids. The record is from RefSeq and is a predicted model, not a curated record. NCBI's taxonomy places the organism in Eukaryota, Metazoa, Chordata, Mammalia, Carnivora, Mustelidae. Gene Ontology annotation, cellular component: TORC2 complex. The transcript is spliced from 8 exons.